Messenger RNA from Penicillium malachiteum, 2382 nucleotides. RefSeq lists its product as uncharacterized. The transcript has 3 exons. The record is from RefSeq and is a predicted model, not a curated record. Bases 1 to 2382 code for a protein of 793 amino acids. NCBI's taxonomy places the organism in Eukaryota, Fungi, Ascomycota, Eurotiomycetes, Eurotiales, Aspergillaceae.
AUGCUCCGCGACGAGCUUCUCCAGUCUAAGCAGGAUGAGAUCGCAAAUUGCCUGUUGUCGCGCAAGCGAAAACUGACCGAAUUGUACUAUGCGACCGUGGGUUUUGAGGGCGCGACCGCCGAUUCACUCUAUCAUCAAAAAGAGAAGGCAUUCCUCGACUGCAACGAUCUCUCUAAAGGUCGUUACUUCGAUGAAUCCACUUUACCACCGCCUGCCCAUGCGCGCGCACGAGAUACUCCCAAAAAGCCGGUCGCAUCGACAACAACAAGCGCGACAACUUCCCAACCAGCGCCUAGUAUUACUAUCCCGCCGGUCGCAGAUGGCGACGCAUCCUUACUCAAGACCAAGCCGACUCUCCAGGAAAGGCCCGCCGGGGUCCAGCCAAGCACCACAAGACUUGUCCCGGCUGUCUUAAAGACUACAACAACAAUUGAGGAGUCACCUGCGCCUGCGACCAGCCCACAAGCAUUUCAGGGACAAGGUGCACCGACCCAGGCUGCACCAUCUAAUCCAAAUGUUGAACUGUCUAGUGCAUCCGUACCAGAAACCCCCGUCAGCUACCAAGGCCAGGAUGGAACGGAGCUUAAGCUUUCUCCACAAGCAGCCAGACCUACUGCGACAGGCGCAACACCUUCCUUGGAUAUCCUACCCAACACUCUUGCUCGAAAGAAAUCCGACUCGCGACCUUCUCUCGCGAUAGGGCCUUCAAACCACGAUCAACCCCUCUCACCCGCCUCAUCUAUCGACCCAUACUCUAAUAAUACACCGGCUCCGGUCACUGCUUCGCCCGUAACCAGCCCCGGAGAGGAAACACUUGAGGCCGGGAAGGGUGGUCGCCCGAGUCCCAAGCAUGACCGAUUGAUUCAACCUUACCGAAACAUGAUCCCAUCGACACCGGAUGAGCAAUUACGACUGGAGGAGGCGCAGUCAAUGCAGACAGCCGAAGAAGCUGCGACGUCUUUGAAUGAGAAAGUCAACGAGCCCAGUGGAGCUUCUUCUGCAGAUCCAGAUGUGAUGGAUGUUGACCAACAGCCUGUGGUGGAUGCAGUAGAGUCGAAACCACAAGAUGGGCCGACUGCAGCUCAAGCCGAUAGCCUCUCACCCACCGAACACCCAGCUGUAUCAUCCGAACCUGCUAAAGAUGAGCAUGAUACGAGCAAGAAGCCUGUUGUGAUUCCACCUACACAACCUGGUCUUUCACAACCCGAAAGAAUGACGACCCGCGUAUCAUCAGGCGCAAUUCGUCACAAGUCAGUUUCUGAAAUUCUGGGAGAAACACCACGAACACCUCACACUACUACUGCCAGCGAUCAUGAUAGCCCAGAUAGUGUUGCACGGAUGCGAUUCAAGGACCGCAAAGAUCGUGAAAAGGAAAGAACUCGACUUGCGACAGUGGUCUUCCCUAACCUGACUCCACAGCAGGAUAAGACUGACUCAAUGGAGCUUGUUCACCGAGAAUCUGCCGAUGCAGUUGCCAAAUUGCACGAGGAGCAGGAUUAUCUAUUCACUUUGUUCUUGAAUAGGGCUUAUGCGCCUCCUCGCGGAAUGAACAUGAGUACGCUUCUUGCAUCCGCUCAUAAGACCUUGACUACUGGAAACCAUCAGCUGGAAUACAAGGAGUCGAUGGAUUGCAGGACCUUACGCCGAAUCUAUGGUCUUCAGAAUGCGAACAGAUGGCCCUUGCGACAAAUGAAACGGGCCCCCGAACCUCCUCGCCAAGGUACUCACUGGGAUAUCGUCCUGGACCAUGUCAAGUGGAUGCGCACAGACUUCCGCGAAGAGCGAAAGUGGAAGAUUGCAGCUGCUAAGAGUUGUGCCGAUUGGUGCGCUGAGUAUGUUAGUAGUGACGAGGAACACCGGUCUUUACUUCGUGUCAAUGCGAAGGUUCCUUCGCCGACGGCUAGAGAAAAUGAUACAUCGAAGAUGAAUAUCGCUUCUCCGGAAGAUACAAGUGACGAAGUUGCUAUCUCUCAUCCCACGCCAGAUCUUGUUCCAUCCGCUGAAGAAGAAUCGGUCAGCGAUGGCUUCAAUGAAGAGCCACGACAUAAUAUUUGCGACACCGUUGCUCCUGCAGCCAUAUUUUCUCUAGGGUCUGACGAGUUCACCUUCUCCGUUGACAUGACUCCCGCAGCUGAGAAAUUGCUUAAUGAAUUGCCACUGUAUGAGCCACUACGUAUUGCACCUGGGGCCGAGUCUCCGAUUUUCAAGCAACUUCCGGACUCGGUCUGGAAAACGGAGCUUCUGCCGGUUUCUAAGUUCGCCUCGACCAAAAUUGCCUUCCAGGAUGAUAAGCUCCCUCGUAAACGAAGCCGUUACGACUAUUCUCAAUACGGAUCCGACAUAGAGAGCCGUAUUACUGAAAUCCCCCCCGGAGCAGACUAA